AUGUCGUCGCUCGAAGCCAAAAUCGUCGUGCUCGGGUCGCAGGGCGUCGGCAAGACGUCGCUGGUGAUGCGGUACUGCAAAGGCGCUUUCAACCCGUCGCAGAUCACGUCGACGGUCGGCGCGAGCUUCAUGACUAAACGGGUCGUCGACUCGGACACGGACACGGUGGUGCGCCUGCAGAUCUGGGACACGGCCGGGCAAGAACGCUUCCGCUCCAUCUCGCGCCUCUACUACCGCGGCGCCAACGCCUGCAUCCUCUGCUACAGCAUCACGGACGCGCAGUCGUUCGCCGAGAUGGGCAUGUGGCUGACGGAGCUGCGGCGCAACCUGCCGGCCGACAUCGUGCUGCACGUGGUGGGCACCAAGGCCGACAUGGUGGCGCGCGACCCGUCUAAGCGCGAGGUGCCGUUCGAGCGCUGCAUCGCCUAUGUGGCCGAGAACCUGGCGCCCGGCAUGGGGUCGACGCCGCCACCCACGGCCACCCCGCUCUACGUCGCCGGCACCAACUCGGGCAGCGGCGGCGGCGGCGGCGGUGAACCCCGCUCGCCCAGCAGCAAGCGCAGCUCGGGCUUCUGGGGCCAAGAGGCCGGGUGGGACGCGUGCCACGAGAUCUCGGCCGAGAGCGGCGAGGGCGUCGAGGAGGUGUUCCGCGUGGUGACGCGCAAGCUGGUCGAGCAGAACCGCAAGAUGCAGCAGGCCCUGCUCCUAGCGGCCGGCACCCCCGGCGCCGGCGGCGAGACUCCAUGGAGCUACUACGGCAGCAGCGGCAUGCCCGCGAGCGGCUUCCUGUCCGCGAGCGCCGGGCCCGAUGGCGCUGGCGGGCCUGGCGGUGGGGGAGGCGGCCCGGCCGCGGGAUACUUUGACGCCGCCAAUGCCCGCGGCAGCUUCCGCGUCGGCAGGGACCGCCGCAGCUGGCUGCUGUUCUCGCCUGCGCUGACAUCGACGGACGAGGGCGCUGCUGCUGCUGCUGCUGCUGCUGCUGACGGGAGGAAUCAAGAAGGCCUCGACGGGCGAGGGCUUGUUAGGGGGAGGAGGAAAUGCUGCUGA
Messenger RNA from Lasiosphaeria miniovina, 1047 nucleotides. Its product is annotated as P-loop containing nucleoside triphosphate hydrolase protein. The record is from RefSeq and is a predicted model, not a curated record. The transcript is spliced from 3 exons. NCBI's taxonomy places the organism in Eukaryota, Fungi, Ascomycota, Sordariomycetes, Sordariales, Lasiosphaeriaceae. The coding region runs from base 1 to 1047 and encodes 348 amino acids. Gene Ontology annotation, biological process: intracellular protein transport. Gene Ontology annotation, molecular function: GTPase activity; GTP binding. Gene Ontology annotation, cellular component: endomembrane system.